AUGACCUUCACACAAUUGUCCAUACUUGAGAUUUUAGCUCAAUUUGCUCAAAAUACUAAGAUUUUCUACACAGCUCCCUCGAAGGCAAAAGGAUCCUCGAGAUUGGAUGACUUGAUUGGCGUUGAGGCCGUGAGGCUAUUGAGUCAGCAUGAUCCAUUUGGUACCAUUUCUAGCGCAAUUUCUGCCGAUGCUCUGAGCAGCAUUUUCACCGAGCAGACAACUUUGCUAAGGUCAUUACCUCAAUUGUACAAUUUGAAGGGCCAUCCUGUGGUCAUCACAGUUGAUCUGCAUGUCCGUGACUACUCCGUCAUUCCAGCGUUGAAGGACUUCAAUUACAUUACAUUGGUUUCAAGUUCCGCUCCCACAUUGUUGAAACAUGCACAACUGGCUAACAAGCUUGCUAUCUCAACAAAGUCGCCGGUAUUCCACUUUGUCGAUCUUGCCAACAUCAGCGAUACGUUCGAGGGUCCAGAGAUCGAGAUUCAGGACACCGACAUUCCAGAAGAACCAGUUGACAUCGAGACCAUAUUAUCUAGUGAUGAACACUUUUCCGUCGUAUCUGAUGCAGCUACUGCUACUGCUCCUGAUGUUGCUUUGAUCAACUUGUCCCCGUACGGAAACGAUUUUAGCAGUCAGCUUCCUCACAACAGCAUUUUGAUAGACAUAAAUAUUUAUAGACCGUGGAACUUUGACCAACUACUUACUUUAAUACCACCUUCCGUCAACAAGAUCGCUAUUGUCCAAGGGUCCUGCAGGAAAAGUGAGACUAAGGGUUUCGAGCCAUUGCUGCUAGACUUUUUUACUGAUUUCAACAAGAUCGUUGAAAGAAAGAUCGAUCAGGUCGUUGUGUGCAACGUGGGGACACUUUCUUCCACACAAGAUGCUUUAGAGAUUAUUAUAAACAACGUGACCAAACCUUCUCCAGAGACAGAUUUAUAUCUAGGCAAACAGAUUGAACAUGAAGAAUACAGCGAUGUGUGGUCAUCAUCGAUCGAAAACGUUCUGCAUUUGGAGUCUGCAUACAUCAAGGUGCUUCAACAGCUAUUUUCUUCCAACUUACAAGUUCUCAAUGAAUACAACAGCGAGACCGUCAAUGGAAACUCUCCGGAGUUUGGGUAUGGUUUAUUCUUGCAUGAGCAAAAAGCUCGCGAAGAGCUGGUAGGAAUUGUGAAGUCUUGUUUGGAUGUAUCUCUUUUCCACACGGAGAAUGCUAAUAGACUGGUAGAACUGUUGUCUGAAUGGUUAGCUUUGAGCGACGAGCCGCUUGACGAAAGCGAGCUAAACGCAGCCAACGAAGUUGCAGAUGAACUCUACAAAAUUUUAGAGACCAAUCAAGAUUCUCAAGCCGCCUUAAAUAUAUUGAACGUGGCACCAUCUGCUCAACACUUCGAGUUUAAGUCAUCGUGGCUGGUUGGCUCGGAUGCUUGGUCGUUCGAUUUGGGUAACUCCGGUGUCCACCAAGUGCUCUCAUCAAAGAAGAACAUCAACAUGCUGCUGAUCGAUUCUGAGCCACACGAUGUUCGCAGACAAUCCCAUGAGAGAAAGAAAGAUGUUGGGUUGUAUGCCAUGAACUUUCACCAUGUCUACGUCGCCUCCGUUGCUGUCUAUUCUUCGUACACACAGAUGCUGGCUGCCUUCAUUGAAGCCUCGAGAUUCAACGGUCCCUCCAUUGUUCUGGCCUAUUUACCAUACCACAAUGAAAAUGACACGCCGUUGGAGGUGUUGAAGGAAACAAAGAACGCUGUGGAAUCCGGUUAUUGGCCUCUAUACAGAUUCGAUCCAAGUAAGGAUGAUAUUGAUGGUGAGGAAUCAUUCCAGCUUGAUUCAUCCGUGUUGAAGAAGGAGUUGCAGUCAUUCCUUGACAGAGAGAACAAACUGACACUACUGACGAGAAGAAACCCCCGAAUCUCAAGAACUUUAGCCACGUCUGCUAGUGAUGCUAUUACAAGGAAACAGGAAAAGAGAGCAAAGGCCGCCUUUGACGAACUGCUAGAAGGUCUUUCUGGUCCCCCGGUCCACAUCUACUAUGCUUCCGACGGUGGCAAUGCAUCCGGGUUGGCUGCUCAAUUGGGUAACAGGGCGUCUGCUAGAGGCUUGAAGGCCACUGUUCUAUCGAUGGACGAUAUAAUCGUAGAAGAGCUUGCAGGUGAGGAGAACGUUGUAUUUAUCACUUCUACGGCAGGACAAGGUGAGUUUCCUCAGGACGGGAAGUCUUUCUGGGAUGAGAUCAGAAAUAGUUCCGAUUUAGACUUCUCUACAUUGAAGUUUGCUGUGUUUGGUCUUGGUGAUUCGGAGUACUGGCCGCGUAAGGAGGAUGCGCGCUACUAUAACAAGCCAUGCAAGGAUUUAUAUGCCAGAUUAGAGUUCUUGACGGCUAUUCCACUAGUUCCACUGGGACUCGGUGACGAUCAGGACGCUGACGGAUACCAAACAGGAUACGCUGUAUGGGAAGCACAGCUUUGGGAAGCUUUGGGCGUAUCUAAUGUGGAGGUUGGUGAGGAACCAAAGGAAUUCACUUCAGAGGAUGUGAAAUCGGCCUCAAACUUCCUCAGGGGAACAUUAGCUUCAGAAUUAGUGAAUGAAUCUACCGGUACUAUUCAUCCUCAUGAUGUACAAUUAGCGAAAUUUCAUGGCAUGUACAUGCAAGAUGACCGUGAUGUAAGAGAAUCACGUAAGGCCCAAGGUCUAGAACCUUUGUAUGCUUUUAUGGCGAGAGUGAGGACCCCUCAUGGUACUGCCACCCCAGAACAAUAUAUUCGUAUGGAUAACCUUUCUGAUGAAACAGGUAAUGGUACUAUUAAAAUUACAAAUAGAGCUACCUUCCAAUUACAUGGGGUUUUGAAAAAGAAUAUUAAACACACCAUUAGGAGCAUGAACUCGAUGUUUAUGGACACUUUAGCCGGCUCCGGUGAUGUUAAUAGGGACAUAAUGAUUUCAGCUAUUCCAAAGAAUUCCAAGGUACACAAGCAACUUGUCGAUUUUGCUACAAAGGCAUCUGAGUAUUUUCUUCCAAAGACUACAGCAUAUCACGAAAUUUGGUUGAAAGGUGUUGAUGACCGUGAUGAACCUUUAUGGCCUGAAACGUUUGCAAAUCGUAAGGGCGGUCCCAGAAAGAAGAAAACUUUGGUAGGUGGUAACACUUUGGUAGAUGUUGAGCCAAUUUAUGGUCCUGCUUACUUGCCAAGAAAAUUCAAAAUCAAUAUUACUGUCCCUCCAUACAACGAUGUGGAUGUUUGGUCUAGUGACGUUGGAUUAAUGACUGUUGUUGAUCCAGAGACACAGAUAAUUCAAGGUUUCAAUAUGCUAGCUGGUGGUGGUAUGGGUACAACUCACAAUAAUAAGAAAACGUACCCUAAAAUUGGUAAGUUAUUAGGUUUUGUUAAGAUAGAAGACGUUAUUCCCGCCAUCGAAGCCAUUGUUAUUUUCCAAAGAGAUCAUGGUGACCGUAAGGAUCGUAAACAUGCACGUCUAAGAUACACAAUUGAUGAAAUAGGAUUUCAUGUUUUUAAGGCGGAGAUCGAGAGAAUGUGGGGAAAGACAUUCUUGCCUAGCGUUCCCUUUCAAAUUAAUUCGAAUAUUGAUUAUUUUGGUUGGGUAAAAGAUGAAAAUGGUUUAAAUCAUUUCACAGCUUACAUCGAGAAUGGUAGAGUUACCAACACAGCAGAUUUGCCUCAGAAAACCGGUUUAAGAAAGGUUGCUGAAUAUAUGCAAGAAACCAACUCAGGGAACUUCACAUUGACAGGGAAUCAACAUAUUAUCGUAAGUAACAUAGAGGACCAUCAUUUAGAACCGAUUAAAAAUAUACUGAACAGGUACAAGCUAGAUAACCUUGAUUUGAGUGGCUUAAGGCUAUCGUCCUCCUCCUGCGUUGGUUUACCCACAUGUGGUCUAGGAUUUGCAGAAAGUGAAAGAUUUUUCCCCAUUAUCGUUACUGAGAUCGAAAGUGUGCUGGAAGAGUAUGGAUUACGCCAUGAUUCUAUCGUAUUGAGAAUUACAGGCUGUGCCAAUGGUUGUGCGCGUCCAUGGCUAGCUGAAAUUGCACUAGUUGGUAAGGCUCCUAACACUUACAACAUCAUGUUAGGCGGUGGUUACUACGGUCAGCGUUUAAACAAGCUGUACAGGGCGUCUGUAAAGGAUGACAAGAUUGUCGAUAUCCUAAGACCACUUUUUAAAAAAUGGGCUCUAGAAAGGGAAGAAAACGAGAAAUUCGGUGAUUUCCUCGUAAGAUCCAAAGUUAUCCAACCUACCAUCGAUGGCAGAGAUUUUCACGAUAAUAUAGCCAUAGAUGCUUAUUAA
Molecule: messenger RNA, 4296 nt
Organism: Kazachstania africana CBS 2517
Lineage: Eukaryota; Fungi; Ascomycota; Saccharomycetes; Saccharomycetales; Saccharomycetaceae
Exons: 1
Coding region: 1-4296 (1431 amino acids)
Biological process (GO): sulfate assimilation
Cellular component (GO): sulfite reductase complex (NADPH)
Molecular function (GO): iron-sulfur cluster binding; sulfite reductase (ferredoxin) activity; heme binding
Source: RefSeq, a predicted model, not a curated record